GAAGAAAAUGCUGGGGGGGGGGGGCGGAAAUGGAAAUGGUAAAAGUGACCAAUAACCUAAAGAAGCGGGACAGGUGAGAGGAUCUGAUGACCCAACGCCAAACUUCAGAAAAGAAAACCGAAGAAUGCCUAGUUCUUCGUGGCAGGAAUGUUCCCCCUUCUCUUCUGCCCCAUCUGAGCUGAUGUGCUGGACGGGGCAGAUCAGGGAGCUUGUGCUUGUGGACAGUUGUGACGUCACAGCAACGCAUUCAUUCAAACCGAGCGACAUUAUGACAUUGACAUUUCUUCUCUUUCAUAAAUAAAAUGCCUGUAGAACAUGUCAGAAACUAAAAAAAAUCAUGAUUUUCAUCAGGGGAGGACUUCGAAGUGACACGCACGCGCUCUCACAGCAACGAUGCAGCUUCAGCACCAAGGACAGCGGCCCCGCCCCUCAGUGCAUGAUGCAGCUGUGUCCUCGCGCUCUCUGGCCGCUGGUUUCUGUUUCACGUGUUCAAGAGUGGGUGAGUAAAGCGCGCGCGCUUGACUAGGGAUUCUACUAAAUAGAAAACCAGUAACGCGCGCGCACAGGCCAUCAUCUGGGACACAUUUCCAUCUCUUUGCGUUGUGACUCGCGCGCGUGUGUUGUAUGUGAACAAACUCUUUGCUUCACCCCCUCCACGCCAUGGGAGCCGCGUUAUCUCCGAGUUCGCAGAAACCCACCCGUGGACCCGAGAGGCAAAACUUAUCAAAUAAGCAGGACGGGCACGAGGACGCGGACAAAGGGGGAAAAAGGAAGACUCAUCCUCUGCUGCUGCACGCGCUCAGCUGGAAGAAACGGCUGAUGGUAGCGAAGACCAGGAGGAGGGGGGCAAAGAAAGUGAAUCCUGUGCACGCGCAUGGCGAGCUACGAGGGCACGCAACAGAUGACGACCCCCUUGGAGCAAAGAAAACGGGACAGAAAAACGGAGACGUUCCGCUUCCUGUCCCCAAGCGCGUGGUAAUGCAGAAGACCCAGAAGGAGAAACUGCUGAAACUGGAUCACAUAUCUCCUCUAAAACUGGAUCAGUUUGAUCCACUUUCAGGUCCUUACCUCUGCUCUCCUCUGCAGGCAUCCACAGGUGAGCUUCUUACCUGUCUGUCAAAUUUUCUGCGUCAUCGCUGUGUCAAGCUGAAAGAGCUGUCGUCCAAUCAGGUCAUCUUGUGGUUUAGAAAGGUGGAUCGUGCGCUGCUGCUUCAGGGCUGGCAGAACCAGUGCUUCAUCAGCCCCACCAGCCUGGUCUUCGUCUACCUGCUCUGCAGGGACGAGGUGGAUGAGGACACUUCAUCAGAGCAGGAGCUCCACGCCACCUUCCUAACCUGUCUGUACCUGGCCUACUCCUACCUGGGCAACGAGAUCUCGUACCCGCUCAAGCCGUUUCUGGUGGAGUCCAGUCGGGACGUCUUCUGGGAGAGAGUCCUGGAGCUCAUCAGGCGUCUGAGCGCAGAUAUGCUGCGCAUCAACGCAGAGCCGCACUUCUUCGCCGAGGUGUUCCAGGACUUGAAGAGGCAGGGGGGAGACUCGAAGACAGUGGGGGGGAGGCUGGAGGGAAAGACGAAUGAAGAAAAAGAUAAAAAGACGACGGAGGAGCAGAAUGAACAGAUUGCAGAAGAUCUGGACCGUUAAAAUAAGAAAUCAAUGAGACUUGAGGUUUGGAUGUGCACAUGCAGCUUCCUGUCACUGUUACCAUAGCAACCACAUGCUCAGCCCUGCAUGCUGAAAAUGGGUCUUCACAUUGUACGAUAGUGUAUGCUGGCAGGUUACUGUGGAAACCAGAAAGGCCGCUUAAAGCACCGCAAGGUCUGCUGUAAAAAUCUCACAAGUGAAAUUCAAUAUGAUUUCUAAAAGUUUCAUUCAUGUCUGGAACAAAUGAGGAAUGAUCCAUCGGAUCAGUAGCCACAGCUCUGCACACGCAUGUACCGCGGAUUACCCCCCCCCUCCCCGCUCCUCCCGCGUGCAUCAUUUAAAUGAACUGUCCAUUCACGGCAAACGCGCUUCGAGCCUCACAUUCACGUCCAGCGUCUUUGUUUUGAUGCUGCUGCUUGACGUUUGUCCAAAGGUGAGUUAACCUGCAGCUAGGCCGCAUGUGGGAGGAGCUUCUGUGAAAAGCUUUUCUCGACCUCAUCAUGGAGAACGUGGAUGAUGAGAGAUCAGGUUUAUUUAGCCGCUGCUCCUCUGUAACCAGUGGGAGGGGCUUAUAGCUGCAGGGGACACUGAUAGAAAGUAUAAAUUCUGAUGUCCCCUCAUUCUCUGACUUCUUAGAAUAUUAUUUUGUUAUUGUUUCUGUUUUCAUGGGGCCUGUGAAAAGAAUCCAGAAAGUAACCAAAGCUGCACAUUUGUGGAUAAAGAAGAAGAAAGCCAGUUGGCCUCUAUGUGGGCCUUCCACUGACAUAGUAAAUGAUCCGACGAAUCACAGACUGUUGAUUAGACAAGCAGCAUUAAGCUGACAAUGUUGCACAAAAUGUUACAUUUUCAUGCAUUCAGUGUUCAAAAAACUCAACUUGUUGUGACAAGAAGAGUUAUGAUUUCUUUGACUAAAAAAUGUUAGAAGUGAUCUUUUGUAGCACCAACCGUGUCCUCCUGACUUUAAUGUUUGAGCAGAAAUAAAUCCAUGUUUCAUGAUUA
Oryzias latipes (Japanese medaka) is the source of this 2640-nucleotide messenger RNA. Lineage: Eukaryota; Metazoa; Chordata; Actinopteri; Beloniformes; Adrianichthyidae. The record is from RefSeq and is a predicted model, not a curated record.